GGCGGCGGCGGUGGUGGCGGUGACGGCGGCGGCGACCGUCAGUUUUCGCUGAGGAGAAGCACGAAACGGACCCGUUGGCUCUCUUCUCCCUCCCUUUCCCCGCCCCGAGCCUCUCUUCGGACUCGCCGAGAGAAUCAGUCCCCCGUGGAGUUUCACUCCGUCUCCUUCUUUUUCUUUUCUUUUUUUUUUUUUCUUCUUUUCGUCGGUCCUCGGCCGGGUGGAAGUCACUGCCCUCGACGAGGAGGAGAGGAGGAGGAGGAGGAGGAGGAGGAGGCUAGCCGCCCUCGCCUCUCGCCGGCCCCCCCACCCCGGUUCGGUGCCCGCGGUUCCCGGAGAGGAGGUGCCGCCGCCACCGCCGCUCCCCCCCUCCCGCUGCCCUCGGGCCGGGCUGGGUCGAGCUGCGAUGCCCUCGGACUUCAUCUCCUUGCUCAGCGCGGACCUAGACCUGGAAUCGCCCAAGUCCCUGUACUCGCGAGAAUCUGUUUAUGAUCUACUCCCAAAGGAGUUACAGUUACCUCCAUCUAGAGAAACAUCUGUAGCAUCAAUGAGUCAGACAAGCGGUGGUGAGGCUGGCUCGCCUCCUCCAGCUGUAGUCGCUGCUGAUGCUUCUUCAGCUCCCUCCUCUUCCUCCAUGGGCGGUGCUUGCAGCUCCUUUACCACCUCUUCCAGCCCUACCAUUUAUUCUACCUCAGUCACCGACAGCAAGGCUAUGCAAGUGGAGAGCUGCUCCUCAGCCGUGGGGGUAAGUAACAGAGGGGUAAGUGAAAAGCAGUUAACCAGUAACACAGUCCAGCAGCAUCCAUCAACCCCGAAGAGGCACACAGUUUUGUACAUCUCACCACCACCUGAGGACUUGCUGGAUAACAGUCGGAUGUCCUGCCAGGAUGAGGGGUGUGGAUUGGAAUCUGAGCAGAGCUGCAGUAUGUGGAUGGAGGAUUCCCCCUCCAACUUCAGUAACAUGAGCACCAGUUCCUACAAUGAUAACACUGAGGUACCUCGUAAAUCACGAAAACGAAAUCCAAAGCAGAGGCCGGGGGUCAAACGACGAGAUUGUGAAGAAUCUAAUAUGGAUAUAUUUGAUGCCGACAGUGCCAAAGCACCUCACUAUGUGCUUUCUCAGCUUACCACGGACAACAAAGGCAACUCAAAAGCUGGAAAUGGAACACUGGACAACCAAAAAGGAAGUGGAGUAAAGAAGAGCCCUAUGUUGUGUGGACAGUAUCCUGUUAAAAGUGAGGGAAAGGAGCUGAAGAUAGUUGUACAGCCUGAGACCCAGCACCGAGCUAGGUAUCUGACUGAGGGCAGCCGUGGCUCUGUAAAAGAUCGAACACAGCAAGGCUUUCCUACAGUAAAGCUGGAAGGUCAUAAUGAGCCAGUAGUGUUGCAGGUGUUUGUGGGCAAUGAUUCUGGUCGGGUGAAACCACAUGGAUUUUAUCAGGCCUGUAGAGUAACAGGACGAAAUACAACCCCUUGCAAAGAAGUGGACAUUGAAGGUACUACUGUUAUAGAAGUUGGCCUUGAUCCCAGCAACAACAUGACACUGGCGGUGGACUGUGUAGGAAUAUUGAAGCUGAGGAAUGCUGAUGUUGAAGCCAGAAUAGGAAUUGCUGGUUCCAAGAAAAAAAGCACUCGUGCCAGAUUGGUUUUUCGAGUUAAUAUCACAAGGAAGGAUGGAUCCACUUUGACAUUGCAAACACCCUCUUCUCCCAUUUUAUGUACUCAGCCAGCAGGAGUACCAGAGAUACUAAAGAAAAGCUUACAUAGCUGCUCAGUGAAAGGAGAGGAAGAAGUAUUCUUAAUUGGCAAGAACUUUCUGAAAGGAACUAAAGUUAUUUUCCAAGAAAAUGUUUCUGAUGAAAACUCUUGGAAAUCAGAAGCUGAGAUUGACAUGGAAUUAUUUCAUCAGAACCAUCUUAUUGUGAAAGUUCCCCCGUAUCAUGACCAACAUAUAACUUUGCCUGUAUCAGUGGGAAUAUAUGUUGUGACCAAUGCCGGAAGAUCUCAUGAUGUUCAGCCAUUUACUUACACUCCAGACCCAGCAGCAGCUGGUGCUUUGAGUGUAAAUGUGAAGAAGGAAAUAUCUAGUCCUGCAAGACCUUGCUCUUUUGAAGAGGCCAUGAAAGCAAUGAAAACUACUGGAUGUAACUUGGAUAAGGUAAACAUCCUUCCUAAUUCCCUAAUCACUCCACUUAUAUCAAGCAGUAUGAUUAAGACUGAAGAUGUUACUCCAAUGGAAGUAACAGCAGACAAAAGAUCUUCCCCCAUUUUUAAGAACACAAAGACAGUUGGAUCAACUCAGCAAACUUUAGAAAAUAUUUCUAACAUCACUGGCAACAGCUCUUUUUCAUCACCUUCUUCCCACUUAACUUCUGAAAAUGAAAAGCAGCUUCCACCCAAGGCAUAUAACCCAGAAACCCUGACAACCAUCCAAACACAGGACAUUUCACAGCCUGGGAACUUUGCGGCAGUUUCUGCCUCUAGUCAGCUCUCCAGCAGUGAUGCUCUGCUGCAGCAGGCUACACAGUUUCAGACGAGAGAGGCUCAGUCUAGAGAAGUGCUACAGUCAGAUGGUACAGUGGUGGAUUUGUCCCAGUUGACUGAAGCGUCACAACAGCAGUCUCCACUACAAGAACAAGCACAGACUUUACAGCAGCAGAUGUCAUCAAAUAUUUUUCCAUCACCAAAUAGUGUGAGUCAGCUCCAGAGUACUAUCCAACAGUUACAAGCGGGAAACUUUGCAGGCAGUACCCCUGGUGGCAGCAGUGGAAGUGUUGACUUGGUCCAGCAAGUUUUAGAGGCACAACAACAGUUAUCUUCAGUUUUAUUUUCUGCUCCAGAUGGUAAUGAGAAUGUUCAAGAACAGCUUAGUGCAGACAUUUUUCAACAAGUGAGUCAGAUUCAAAAUAAUGUAAGCCCUGGGAUGUUUUCCACAACGGAACCUGCAGUCCACACCAGAGCAGAUAAUUUAAUACCUGGAAGGGCUGAAAGUGUUCAUCCUCAGACAGAAAGCACGUUGUCCAGUCAACAGCAGCAGCAGCAACAGCAGGUAAUGGAAUCAUCAGCUGCAAUGGUGAUGGAGAUGCAGCAGAGCAUUUGCCAGGCAGCUGCCCAAAUUCAGUCAGAAUUAUUUCCUUCAACUGGUUCAGCAAAUGGAAACCUUCAGCAGUCGCCAGUUUACCAGCAGCCUUCUCACUUGAUGAGUACACUAUCUACCAAUGAAGACAUGCAAAUGCAGUGUGAAUUGUUUUCUUCUCCUCCUACAGUUUCUGGAAAUGAAACUUCUACAACCACCACACAGCAGGUUGCAACUCCUGGUUCUACCAUGUUUCAGACAUCAAGUUCAGGAGAUGGAGAAGAAACUGGAGCACAAGCAAAACAAAUUCAGAAUAGUGUCUUUCAGACCAUUGUCCAAAUGCAACAUAGUGGGGACAAUCAACCUCAAGUAAACCUAUUUUCACCUACUAAAAAUAUGAUGACUGUUCAGAAUAGUAGUACCCAGCAACAAGGUAAUGGUUUGUUCCAGCAAGGGAAUGAGAUGAUAUCACUUCAGUCUGGGAAUUUUUUGCAGCAGUCUUCUCAUUCCCAGGCUCAACUCUUUCAUCCUCAGAAUCCUAUUGCAGAUGCUCAGAAUCUUCCCCAGGAUAAUCAAGGGUCUAUUUUUCAUAGUCCAAACCCUAUUGUCCACACUCAGACUAAUACAACAUCCUCUGAACAAAUGCAACCACCCAUGUUCCAUUCUCAGAGUAGCAUCACUGUGUUACAGGGCUCUUCAGUUGCACAAGACCAGCAGUCACCUAACAUAUUUCUUUCUCAAAGUCCUAUGAAUAAUCUUCAAACUAGUACAGUAGCCCAAGAAGAACAAAUUUCAUUUUUUGCAGCACAGAACUCAAUUUCUCCACUUCAGUCAACAUCCAACACUGAACAGCAAGCUGCUUUCCCACAGCAAGCUCCAAUCUCACACAUCCAGACCCCUAUGCUUUCCCAAGAGCAGGCGCAGCCCUCCCAGCAGGGGUUAUUUCAGCCUCAGGUGUCCCUGGGCUCCCUUCCACCUAACCCAAUGCCUCAGAAUCAACAAGGAGCAAUUUUCCAGUCACAGCACUCAAUAGUUGGCUUGCAGAGUAACUCUCCAUCUCAGGAACAGCAGCAACAGCAGCAGCAGCAGCAUCAACAGCAGCAACAGCAGCAGCAGCAGCAGCAGCAGCAGAGUAUUUUAUUUAGUAACCAGAAUACCAUGGCUACAAUGGCAUCUCAGAAGCAACCACCACCGAACAUGAUAUUCAGCCCAAACCAGAACCCACUGGCUAAUCAAGAGCAACAGAACCAGUCAAUUUUUCGCCAACAAAGUAAUAUGGCCCCAAUGAAUCAAGAGCAGCAGCCCAUGCAAUUUCAGAAUCAGCCUACAGUUUCCUCACUUCAGAACCCAGGUCCUGCCCAAUCUGAAUCAUCACAGACCCCGUUGUUCCAUAGCUCUCCUCAGAUUCAGUUGGUACAAGGGUCAUCUAGUUCUCAAGAGCAACAAGUAACGCUUUUCCUUUCUCCUGCAUCCAUGUCUGCAUUGCAGAGCAGUAUAACCCAACAAGACAUGCAGCAGUCUCCUCUUUAUUCCCCUCAGAACAACAUGCCUGGAAUCCAAGGAGCCACAUCUUCACCACAGCCACAAGCUACUUUAUUUCACAACACUGCAGGAGGCACAAUGAACCAACUACAGAAUUCUCCAGGCUCAUCUCAGCAGACAUCAGGAAUGUUCUUAUUUGGCAUUCAGAAUAAUUGUAGUCAGCUUUUAACAUCUGGACCAGCUACCUUGCCUGAUCAGCUGAUGGCCAUAAGUCAGCCAGGCCAACCACAAGCUGAGAGUCAGUCAUCUGUGACAACGCUUCUUUCUCAGCAAAUGCCAGAGAAUUCUCCCCUGGCACCCUCUAUAAACACCAAUCAGAACAUUGAAAAGAUUGAUUUACUUGUUUCAUUGCAAAACCAAGGGAACAACUUGACUGGCUCCUUUUAACUGGAUAUAAAUUCCAUGAAGAAAAUCAUGAUUCCAAGAUGUCCUGAGAUCAUGUGGUUCCAUGAAGAAAACUGAACUGUUACUUUAAAACUAAGAAAAACUGAGAAAAUGGAUAGAUUUUACUCUGACUGCAAAAGAGUACACCCAUGCUGCCCGUUGCAGUGAUCAGCUACCAAUGUUAACAUCUUCAUGGUUUUUAAUUCUAGUAACAGUGAUGACUGAGAACCUAUUUGGUUUUCCAGCUGGCAGAAUUGUUGCUAUUUUACCAAGUGCAGUUUCGUUAAAAGUACAGGUUAUUUUCAAAGCUGGACUACUCAGUUAUUACUGCUAUUAGAAAAAUAAUAUUUGUCAUGUUUACUUAUGUUCAUUUUAUUUCCUGACUUAUUUUAGCUAAUUAAUAUCUUAUGAGAAAGUAAAGUUCAGUAGCUCACUAAGGCUGUGAUUUUGUCAAUAUAAAAAACACAGCUGUUAGCCAAAGUGAAGGAAUUCAGUUUUUAUGGAGAAACUGAAGGGGUGAUAUUCUGACAAAUAAGCUAUAUCGAGAACUCUUCAUUGAACACAAAGGCAGGUGACAAACUUAUAAAACUGGGUACAGCUGGAAAUGUUAAUGAUUUUAUUUUUAGAGAGUUGUUAGUUCUCUGUUUCUACUAAGGGGUUUAGCUAUAACUGCAUAAAAUUUUAUUUUGCUCUAUGAAAAAAUGAAGGGGGUAAUAUAUGACAGAUUAUGUUCUGAUAUCCUCCUAUAGUAGUCUAACAAAGUAAUUUUAGUCUAUUUUCUUUUUAACCUAGUAAUAAGCUGGUAUUCCCUUUUUAUAUGCACCUGUAUUUUUUUUUCAUUUUCUUUUAGACAACUAUUAAUGUACUACUGGCUUUAUGACCCUAUAGCAACUUUUCUAGAAAGCAGCCACUUUGAUUCAGGGUGACCUAGUAGUUCUGCAGCACAGGGCAAGUAAGUAGAAUAUUCUCUUUGGAGUUACUGAGAGUUGAUUCCUAAGACUAAACAAUGCAUUUCCCCCAUUAACGGUGCUGUUCUGAAGUCUUCAAAAUUUUCCCUUCAAUGGAAAACAGUAUACGUUUUCAUUGUAAAAACAAGGCAAACAAAAAAUUCUUGAAAUAUUCUUCCUGAGCUGCAGUGACUAUAAUUCACUUGUCACCUCAGUGCUUUACAGCUGAAGUGGUCACUUACCUGACGGUUCCCACAAGCCUUAGGCUUUACAGGGUCAUAUUGUUGAUUUAAAAUGAAGAAUUAACUUGUUACAUCUAUAAAGAGCAAAAUAACACACUCCAGAACUUGCUGUUGUAGCAUUAGUGAUAGAGUUUUGGGUGUUCUUGCCACCCAUGGGAUGCCUGCUUCUAACUACCACCUGUGUCUGGACAUGUGCUUAUGUCUCAUUUUCAUUUUGGCAUGUGGAAAGCUGUCAAUGCAGUGUAAGGCCAACAUGGUGUGUGGCUUCUAUGUAGUGAUGUCUUGGUAUCCUUGUCCAUUUCUUUUACUUUUUAAGUGUAAAAAAAAAAAUAGCCUGUUAAUGGUUGUUGAAGGCUACUUUUAUGUUAUUUUUCUUAGUUUUCUUUAUAUUCUUUCUCUCCCUUCUCCCAUUCUGUACAUUUAAUUGAGCUGUAUGGAAUUGUGGUGUUGGUUUUGUUUAUAUGCCCAGAUCUCUUCCCUUUUUGUGAUGGUCUUCCUUUGUUUUUUGAAUGUUUUAGGCUUAUAAUUUCAUUUUCUCUCUAUCCUCAUUCUUCCUUCCACCCCAGUUCCUCCCUUCCCCUUCUUCUCUCCUUCCUUCUCCCCCACCCUUCCUUCCUUCCUUUCUCUCUUUGAGAGGCAUUGAAUUACGUUUUCAGUAGUACAGGCUUCUUGCCGAUAUGAAGGGAACUUUUCAGAAAGAGACCUACUCUGGGUCAUUUAAUUUUGAAUACAGUUUUCAAUCGUUCAAGUUUUGGAUGGUUUAUAUCUAAUGUGUGUUUCAUUUUUUUGGAAAGCUAUAUUUUGUAUUUAGGAAAUGGUAUACUAUUUUGCUAUUUGUACUGAGUGAGUACAUUGGCAUAAAUAUAGAAAUUUAUAUAUAUACAUAUAUAUAAACUAUUCUUUUUGCCACACAUUUUUGUGGUAAAUUUGUGAGUUUGUCUGAUGUUCUACCACAACGUGGCGUCUGAUAACAGUGAGGGGGGGUUUGUUAUGUCUUUAUUGAGUAUUUAAGUACCUUUUGAAAUAAAUGACCUGUUCAUCUGUAGCCAUUCCAUCAGGCAGUUCCUUGAUGUUAUUAGUGAGCUAAAGGCAAUUUUCUGUGUGUUUGCUGGAUCUUUUACUCAGCAAAAUGUUAGAGUAAGGAAACCUACUAAGGCAAUUGUGUCAAAUGGUAUUUCACAAGAAUGAGCCACUCAGCCUUUGCUCACUCUCUAUUUAAUAUUUUAUUAUUAUUGUUAUUGUUAUUAUUAAUUGGCUUUCUGUAUUCUAUCUAUGCCUUUUAUUUAUAAAGACACUAAAAAAAUUUGUAAUUUUAAUAACAUUUCCCCCAUCUUUUAAUAUCCAGAGCUACUUUAUAAAUUCUGUGAACCAAAAGUAUUUUCCUCAGUCUCUCUAUUCUCCCCCAGCUCCUGUCGGGAAAGACACCCAAUAUAGUUCAGGUGAUAAGGAGGACCAGCCACACAAUCCAGUGCUUCGAUUUUAAAAUGUGAAAAUUACCCUUGGGGAUUGCUUGCAAUGUCAGAGAGAGUAAAUCUAGCAGUGUAGUAGAAAAAAAAAAAAAGCAUAAAUUUAAAAUUUAAAAAACACUACAUUUAUUUUUGAAUUCUGAAUUUUUUUUUCCUAAGAUCAUAUAGGAGACUCAAAAAUGUUUGCUGACCAAGAUCAAAUCAGAACGAAUGUUACUACUGCCUCAUGGUGAAAUGGUGGCGAGAAGUCUGGCUUGUGUGGUGACUUCUGUUUGUUCUGUGCUUUAGCAAGAGGCUUAUCCUUAUAAAAUGCUGAUUGGCAAUGCCAAGUCACCGGGACCAAUUUUCUGUUUUAUAAUAUCUAAGUUUAGAACAGGACAUGUACCUGAACUGUAGUGGUUUGAGUGGAGGCAGAGAAAACCAAUUUUUAUCCUCAUAAAUUUUUGGUUAUACAAGGGCUGUGCUAUGCUAUCAUAUUCUUAUUCAAUAAUGAUUGGGGGGUUGUUUGAUUUUUUUACUUUGUUAAAUGUUCCUUACCCCGAAAAGUCAAUGUUAAGUACAACAUUUUGAAUAUGAUUUGGCUACAACAAGUAUGUGUCGUCUUAUUGAAGAGAUAGCUCAGUGGUUGAUACUUGUGCUAAUAAUGCCGUUUCCCAGUUACUGUUACAAGUUACAGCUACAUAUGGGAAAGACUCAGUGAGCCGGUAAAGGCCUUGGAAACAUCAAUUUAUUAAAUUUAUUUCUGGCAGAAGGACCUAAAUAAACUGUGAACCAUAUUUUA
This is a messenger RNA of Jaculus jaculus (lesser Egyptian jerboa), 8435 nucleotides long. RefSeq names its product nuclear factor of activated T cells 5 (gene Nfat5). NCBI's taxonomy places the organism in Eukaryota, Metazoa, Chordata, Mammalia, Rodentia, Dipodidae. The transcript is spliced from 14 exons. Bases 404 to 5002 code for a protein of 1532 amino acids. The record is from RefSeq and is a predicted model, not a curated record. Gene Ontology annotation, molecular function: RNA polymerase II cis-regulatory region sequence-specific DNA binding; DNA-binding transcription factor activity, RNA polymerase II-specific; transcription factor binding. Gene Ontology annotation, cellular component: transcription regulator complex. Gene Ontology annotation, biological process: cytokine production; calcineurin-NFAT signaling cascade; regulation of transcription by RNA polymerase II.